Messenger RNA from Danaus plexippus (monarch butterfly), 2350 nucleotides. RefSeq lists its product as uncharacterized. The record is from RefSeq and is a predicted model, not a curated record. The coding region runs from base 147 to 2195 and encodes 682 amino acids. Lineage: Eukaryota; Metazoa; Arthropoda; Insecta; Lepidoptera; Nymphalidae. The transcript is spliced from 6 exons.
UAAUUUAGAUUAACUACCCUAAUUGGAUGUUCACAAAAUGAAAAAAAUACAAAAAUAAACGCAGAUUGAGCUAGUUAACGACUAAAAGACGGACAAAAUUUUUCUACAGUAUAACAUCUAGAUGAGAUAAAUGUAGAUAAUAUCAUAUGAAAAGGAUGGCCUUAUUUAUGAAGCAAGACUACAGUCCGCCGAUACUCUCCAGGAAGUGGAUCUCCAUGAAAUUUAGACCAAAUAUGUUAAUCUACAGUCGGGAGCACAUAAUAAGUAUUCUGGAAAGCGGUUUGAUGUUCCGGGAGGACAGUGUGGAAGUGGAGCAAGAGAUUCCUGAUCCAGAGACGGUUAAAGCCAGGGCUGGCAUCACCGGCUGGCUGACAAGGGGCGAACGGAACAUUGUGGUGGUAACCCUGGCUGGGUUGCUGUUUUUAUCACCACCGCGAAAUUUCCACCGAUCAAGUCUUCUCAAGCUGUCCGCUUACUCGGUGAUACCUAUGCUCAUAAGGACAGCUCAUAGGAGCUAUUGCAGGGGUAAGCUGUUCCCGUUGCUGAACAUCAUGAGGGAUUAUACAGCACUGGCCAGACGAGCUGCCGCUUGCUGUAGGGAGCACUCGGUUGUUGGUGUACAGCUGCAGUCGGUGUCGAUGACUGUGUCAUCUAUGCUGAGCUUGUUGUGCCGCCAGCAGACUGAACUGUCUCUGAUGAUGGCCAGGGCUUCGAGCGCUUUGUUGGGGACUGCGCCCUGGAUCAGAGGCGACGUGCCCUCUAUAGGGGAAGGCACGAUUGUGAAAAUCCACCACGGAUUCCUCGUGGUGCAGUCCACGCUGUUGAAGUACAUAGCGUUGGCGCAUUUCGUGCCGACGUUGCAGACAUUUAAGUUGUACAAGAACCAGAACGAGAGGAUAUUCUGGAUCCACAACACCCUGAUAGACCACGUCUUGUCGGAGUUCCAAGAGAAUUUCCACGCUUUGGAGCGCAUGUACAGGUUGUUGAAGAACUACGGGUCCAAGGACAGCGAAAUCUCUGUGAGGCGACCCAGUGAAGCUAUCAAGAACUGGUUGUACGCGGACAUUCACACAGGAGUGGCGAGGUCCUGCAUGGAGAUGAAAAUGGCGCUAGAUAAGGCCACCCAUCUAGAUAUGUUCCUAGAUUCGUGCGCGCUGAACAAACAGACGCUGGAUCUAGACGUGCUGGACAGAGAUAUAGACGAGAUUGUAGAUAACAUAACCAAAUGCCUCGCGACGGUGCAAAGCUCGCAGAUAAGGUUGAAGAAGAUGCAGAAUAAGUUGCAUGGGGAAGAAGUGAGGAAGGAUGAAGAGGAAUACGAACAGAGCGAGAAGAAUCUUCUCCAGAUAGAAGAUAAGGAACCGGAAGUGAGAGACGAAGUGUUCUAUUUCGUUAAAACCGAUGACGAAAGGCCUCAAUCGCCCAUAGGAGACAUAAUGACAGCUCCAGGGCAGAAAGAGAAGGAAAAUUCCAAGGUGGUCUUAAAGGAGUUGAGAAGGAAAUUGGUGAAAAGAGAGGACCUGAUGAGAGAAAGAGAGAGGCAAGCGUUGGCCAGGACCAUGCCAGGGAUAGAAGUACCAGAAUUUCCGAGACAGAUUAAAUACGAAGAGUUCGCGGACAGAAAAGGUUUUAUAGCGAAAAUUGUUAGGAGGAAACGGAAGUCAAAACAGCAACGCAAAAGAAACUACCGGCUAGAAAUAGACAAAAAAGAUCUCAACGGUAUUCUUGAUGAGGAAAAUGUAUUCAAAGAUGACACUCCAGUUAUAUUGAGAAGAGUUAAAACCAAAUUCCUCUUGUCGCAGAAGAGGUUUAUACCAACAGUCACCAAUGCAACGAACCGUCUGGACUUGAAAGAAGAGAACAAAGAACAAAACGCAGAAGACAAAUAUAGAGUGUCCAAAGAGGAAUUGGAAUCGCCGGACAGCGAUUUCGAGAAUAUUUACAACGACAAAAUGGCGCUGCUGAACGACGUCCGGCGGCACAGAGCCUUGAGGAGGAAGAAUUUUCCCGCCAAAAGGCCGUCAACAGACAACGCGGACGAGGGCCUCCAGCCGAUAGAGUACAGCUUCGGUACCGGCAUGGCCAUGGCGUCGGUUUUGCAAUUGAACAGCAAUUUAAGGCAAAACAUGCUGCAAGAGGAUGUUUAUAUUGGCGACGGGGAAGUAUCCAACGACAGCGGAAACGACGACGACUAAAAUCAUCACACGAUCAUUAGCAAUACAUUAGUAUGAUUUUCAAUUUCAACAAACCGUGGAAUUAAUAACAGCGACAUCUAGCGGCGGAUGUGCGAAUCGUUAUAAAUUAAUUUAAAUAUGCUCAUUUAAUUGUAUGAAUAAAACAAAUCUAUUUA